UAAAUUUUAACAGUUUAUUUAGUUUUUCGAUGCAAAAUUCUAGUUUUACGCGAUGAAGCUAUUCAGAUUUAUUCAAAGAUUGGUCCCGUUGAGUUACCAAGUCAGAUUUUAUAAAUGUAAACCACAAUCUUCAAAACCCCGUCACCUGAUCUGCUUCAAGCAAUGGACGGCUACCAUGGUAAUGGACAUCAUCACGAGUGCCCUCAACCUGAAGUGCCGACACGUGGACACACAUGGGAAACGACUGGAUGUUCUGACGAAUUGUAAGGUGAUGAUACUCCAAGAGGUGAACGAGCCGAUCCUGAACAUGGCCGUGUCGAAGGCCGCGACGUUUCUGGGCGCUUACGACGUUAACAUAAUCGAUCAUCUGGUUUGGGAUAAGGAUUACUUUGGAAAGGUGUUCUCCAUGAUGACGGACGUGAUUUUCGUGGCGACGGCGACGCAUAUGUGCGUGCAGCGGUUCGCUGACCAGGCGACGGUGCCGGUGCUGUGUAUGCGCUCGCGCACGCAUGCCAGCAUACAAGCGCUGGCGACUGUGAUGGCUAUCAUUGAAGAAUUCGGCACAAUGAAGUCGCUCAACGUUGCGUACAUAGGAGCGCCCCAUCCAGUACUGAACUCGUACCUGCUUCUGUGCCCGAUGUUGGGAGCCAAUAUCAGAUACAAGUGCUGCUGCAAGGAGACAGGAGGUAUCUGUCCCCUCCUUCACAAAGCGAGUGAAGACCUCACGGCCCAGACCCGCACGGAGUGCCGGGAGUGCGAGUCCUCUCAGCAAGUGCUGUGCAACACAUCCGUGAUCAUAUCAGGGCCUACGUCUUGCAAGAAGGAGGCCGCUAAGGGCUACAAGAUUAAUUUGGGGGACAUCGAAAAGUCAACGCCCUGUGAAUGGAUAUUCUUCCACACCUGUCCUCGUGGGGACGAGUGUGACGAUGACCUUUUCAACCAUUGCAACUCUCGGACGUUUAAGUCGUUCCAGAACAUGCACUAUAUCACAGCUGCGCUGAUGGCAAACGCUGUUAAGGGACUAAAGUUUUAACAUUUGACGUCAAAAUAAAAAUGUG
Molecule: messenger RNA, 1058 nt
Organism: Ostrinia furnacalis (Asian corn borer)
Lineage: Eukaryota; Metazoa; Arthropoda; Insecta; Lepidoptera; Crambidae
Product: ornithine carbamoyltransferase
Exons: 7
Coding region: 53-1033 (326 amino acids)
Biological process (GO): L-citrulline biosynthetic process
Cellular component (GO): mitochondrion
Molecular function (GO): amino acid binding; ornithine carbamoyltransferase activity
Source: RefSeq, a predicted model, not a curated record